GUUCUGCAGACCAAUGAGAGCGCAAAAGAGCUGGGCGAAGGCUCAACCCUCGGGGGGUUGAGGGGAGGGGAAGACGAAGCUUGAAAGACUUGGUAAUGGCGACGGGUUUGUCAGAGCACCAUAACAUGGUGUGGGAAGUGAAGACAAAUCAGAUGCCUAAUGCAGUACAGAAACUCCUGCUGGUAAUGGACAAGAGAGCUUCAGGAAUGAAUGACUCAUUGGAGUUGCUGCAGUGUAAUGAGAAUUUGCCAUCCUCACCUGGGUAUAACUCCUGUGAUGAGCACAUGGAGCUUGAUGACCUUCCUGAACUUCAGGCUGUUCAAAGUGAUCCUACCCGAUCUGCCAUAUUCCAGCUAAGUUCAGAUGUUUCACAUCAAGAAUAUCCGAGACCAUCUUGGAACCAGAAUACCUCAGACAUAUCAGAGAAUACUUACCGUGAAAAUGAGGUGGAUUGGCUAACAGAAUUAGCAAAUAUUGCUACCAGUCCACAAAGUCCGCUUAUGCAGUGCUCAUUUUACAACAGAUCAUCUCCUGUACACAUCAUAGCGACUAGCAAAAGUUUACAUUCCUAUGCACGCCCUCCACCAGUGUCCUCUUCUUCUAAGAGUGAAUCAGCCUUCCCUCAUCACCACUGGAAGGAUGAAACACCAGUCAGACAUGAAAGGGCAAAUAGUGAGUCAGAAUCUGGCAUUUUCUGCAUGUCUUCCCUCUCAGAUGAUGAUGAUUUGGGAUGGUGCAAUUCCUGGCCUUCAACUGUUUGGCACUGUUUUUUGAAAGGCACCCGACUGUGCUUUCAUAAGGGCAGCAAUAAGGAAUGGCAGGAUGUUGAAGAUUUUGCUAGAGCCGAAGGCUGUGAUAAUGAGGAAGAUCUCCGAAUGGGCACUCACAAGGGCUAUGGUUCUGAUGGUCUAAAGUUGUUAUCACAUGAAGAAAGUGUAUCAUUUGGCGAGUCUGUCCUGAAGUUGACUUUUGAUCCUGGUACAGUAGAAGAUGGUUUACUUACUGUAGAGUGUAAGCUGGACCACCCUUUCUAUGUUAAAAAUAAAGGUUGGUCAUCAUUUUAUCCGAGCUUGACUGUGGUACAGCAUGGCAUUCCAUGUUGUGAGAUUCAUAUUGGCGAUGUAUGUCUACCUCCUGGACACCCCGAUGCCAUUAAUUUUGAUGAUUCAGGUGUUUUUGAUACAUUUAAAAGCUAUGACUUCACACCUCUGGAUUCUUCUGCAGUGUAUGUGUUAAGUAGUAUGGCUCGUCAGCGUCGUGCAUCUUUGUCUUGUGGAGGACCUGGUGGUCAAGACUUUGCCAGAUCAGGAUUCAGUAAAAACUGUGGCUCACCUGGAUCAUCACAGCUCUCUUCCAAUUCUUUGUAUGCUAAAGCUGUUAAAAAUCACAGCUCAGGGACUGUGAGUGCCACUUCUCCUAACAAAUGCAAAAGACCAAUGAAUGCCUUCAUGCUUUUUGCCAAAAAAUACAGAGUUGAAUAUACUCAGAUGUAUCCAGGGAAAGAUAACAGAGCCAUAAGUGUGAUCCUUGGUGACAGGUGGAAGAAAAUGAAGAAUGAAGAGAGAAGGAUGUACACAUUAGAAGCAAAGGCUUUGGCUGAAGAACAAAAACGUUUAAAUCCUGACUGUUGGAAAAGGAAAAGAACCAAUUCAGGCUCACAACAACAUUAAACCAGGAUGCGAUGUUCUUAAGUCUAUAUUUGCAUAAACAUUUGACUCUUGAUGGAAAGACUUAAGAAGAUUAAGGUCUCACCCUUUGUCCUGAAUUCGUGUGACCAUGAAAUACUGAUAGUAUUGAAUCUUGAAAUGAUUUAAUAAUAUGAGUGAGGAUUUGCUUUCUCCAUUAGAGCAUUAAGUAAGCUAAAACUAUCAACAUUGUAAACCAAAUUGCCUUAUUUUUCUUCCAAACUUCAUAUAUGUCUAUCAGGUAAUAUAGGCUUGAAAAUUGAUAUCCUGUGGUGCUAAAGUACAGUAGAAAGAGAGGAGAAGUGUAUACAUGUUUUAUUUUAAAUUGUACAAAAGAAUUUAAAAAUAUGUAACUGCUGUUUAUACAUUGGCUCCUUACUGCUUAUUAAUCUGUAUUGUACACAUGAUGGAAUGAAGCAGAAACUGGGAGUUGGCCUUUUUUUGAGCAGCCACCACAUGGCCCAGCAUCUGUGCCAAACACGGGAGCUCCUAGUCUGGCCAGUGCCAAGAGGCUGCCAGGAUAUGUUUCAGGUGGAUGGUGUCAGUGUCCCAGAGCCACCUGCUGCAGUUACCACAGGAUGCUGAGUUUGUGCACCAGGUGGCAGCACCUAUCCAUUAUUUCCAAUGGAGACCUAGCCUAGGUCAAGAUAAGUUAGUUAAUAGCAUUGGGAUAUAGUCACUGUAAUGGUGCUAUUAACAGUCGACACCAUUGUAUUUUUUAACUUUGUGUUCUAUAUCUCCUCAGCCACGUAUCCUAAAUACCUUAUUUUGUCAUCGUAUCUUUAUGGUGGGGGCAGACUUUGCACUUCUGCAGUGCAACACUUGCACUUUACUUUUUCCUCCGUCUAAAAUUAGAGCAAAUACAUUGGCAAUACAGCUGCUUUUGCUCUGAGCUACAAUCAUGGCUUUUCAUGUUACUUACCAAGUGGUGUUUCUGGUUAGGAAUCACAGCUGUAAAAUUGAUUUCAGUUCAUUACACUUCUUCAUGAUGUUGCCCCUAAAUUUUGCACACUAUAUUCUUGUAUAUUAUUUCAAAUAAAAUGAAGAAAAAAAAAGUUUA
Loxodonta africana (African savanna elephant) is the source of this 2745-nucleotide messenger RNA. RefSeq names its product HMG-box transcription factor 1 (gene HBP1). Gene Ontology annotation, biological process: regulation of transcription by RNA polymerase II. Bases 96 to 1670 code for a protein of 524 amino acids. The record is from RefSeq and is a predicted model, not a curated record. The transcript is spliced from 11 exons. Gene Ontology annotation, molecular function: RNA polymerase II cis-regulatory region sequence-specific DNA binding; protein binding; DNA-binding transcription factor activity, RNA polymerase II-specific. NCBI's taxonomy places the organism in Eukaryota, Metazoa, Chordata, Mammalia, Proboscidea, Elephantidae. Gene Ontology annotation, cellular component: nucleus.